This is a messenger RNA of Bursaphelenchus xylophilus (pine wood nematode), 966 nucleotides long. The record is from the annotation of a GenBank genome assembly. Lineage: Eukaryota; Metazoa; Nematoda; Chromadorea; Rhabditida; Aphelenchoididae.
AUGGGAUCGAAGAAAAAUGUGAUUUGUCAGGAUGGAAAUGGUCAAAUUGUGAAGUGCAAUGGCAAACAGUAAGUUUUUGACUGUUAUUUCUCAAUUUGGAAGAAUUUCUAGACUAAAAAACUUUUAAAAAAAAACUUUUUUUUAUUUGUUUCUUGAUGAAAUUACAGUAAUCGUAAGGAUAUUUCAGAAGAAUAAGCCAAGUAAAUUACAAUUCAACCGCUAUUUUACUGAAAUUAUCGAAUUCCAAUCAUUUUUCGAUAUUCCCCAUGCCAGAUAGAGCCACCUAUUAUUACGACAAUAUAACCUCAAAAUUCGCAUUUAUUGAGGCGUCAGGUGAGUUCUUUACACUCUACAAAACACUUAAAAAAAUUUUUUGUAGUGCAGGAUUACUGUAUCAAAGAAGUUUUUCUUUCCAGACCGUUCCACGAUUUACCUGCAAAAGAACAAAAGGACCGUUAUUUAUGGCAAAAGAAUCUUCCAGCAAAACAUUGAUGGGCUCACUAAAUUAUGUUUGGACCGCCGUUGCAUUGAAGUUAAUCAAACCAAAGACCCGAUUACGGAUCAUGUUCAUCUACAGUACCUUGUGGAUAAAGAUAAAGCCUUGAUUCUGGUGAAGUAAGUAAAAUUAUUGUCGAUUAUGAUACCUUAAUCCUAGGAAAAAUGUAAAUGAGACCAUAAUCAAUAUGAUUCCACGUAAGAAUGACACCAAAACUGCCCCGUAAGUUGAAUUUUUGACAUCAUGGAAUGUUUAAAAAGCGACUUUCACAGUUUCUUUACAUACAUAUGUUUGGAAUACUCUCUUUUAGCUAUUACCAACGCCGCGGUCGUUUCCAUUGUCCAUCCGAAGUCACCUGUCUCCUGGAGAUCUUCUACGUCAUCAAACUCACAGAUCAAAUUUUAAUUCAACUAAUUUUCACAAUUUUUGUUCUUUUUUACCUCAUGGGAAACCGAAAACACCUCUUAUAA